Molecule: messenger RNA, 1551 nt
Organism: Paramisgurnus dabryanus
Lineage: Eukaryota; Metazoa; Chordata; Actinopteri; Cypriniformes; Cobitidae
Product: adhesion G-protein coupled receptor G7-like
Source: RefSeq, a predicted model, not a curated record
AUGUCGCUGCUCAUAUUUGUUUCAGCUUUUAUGAAUCAGAUGUCACUCCAUAAUAUUAUAACAACAUCUGCACUGGCUAUAACAACCCCAUUAGAACCUGUUAGCACCGUAGUUGCUACAACAUCUGAGGACCAAAACACAUCCUCAGAACCUGUUAGCGUCAUAGUAGCUACUACAUUUGAGGUCCAAAGCACAACCUUAAAACCUGUUAGCACCGUAGUUGCUUCAACAUCUGAGGACCAAAACACAUUCUCAGAACCUGUUAGCAUCAUAGUAUCUACAACGGCUGAGGACCAAAACACAACCCCAGAUCCUGUUAGCACGGUAGUAGCUACAAUGUCUGAGGUCCAAAUCACAACCUUAGCACCCUUUAGCACUGUAGUAGCUACAACGUCUGCGGUCCAAAGCACAACCUCAAAACCUGUUAGCACCUUGGUAGUUGCUGCCAUGUCAACUGCACAAACCAUUUUGGCCAGUACGUCAUCUGCUACAACCAGACAAUUAAUAUCAACCAUUGUCCCCACCUUGAACCCCACCCUGGUGUUAUCCGUUCCUCAACCCACCUUGCAGUGUCUGAGAGGGGUUCUCACAGACAGUGGGGCCUGCCUCUGCCCUGAUGAAUGGACCGGAGACAUCUGUAAUAUAAGUAUUUUCUGUCCAGAGGAAACACUAAAUGGUUUCACCUUUCCACUUACUGUGCUUGGUCAGCAAACUAUUUCAACACAGCUACAGCUAUGCCCUCAAGGAACAUUCAAUGCAAGUGUACCAAAGGCGACAGCUACAUGCCUGAAUUCCACACACUCAUUUGGUGAACUGAAAUUAAUAAAUUGUUCCUUGACGUUGGAAAAUCUUAAAGGCAUAGUCAAUGCGAACGACACAUCAAUGAAUGAGAACUGGUUCAUUGCUUCCAGUGUCCAGAUGCUCACAUCCAAACCAGAGCAACUGACCGCUGAAAAUAUCACAUCAGCUGCUAAGAUUGUCUCCAACCUGCUGACCUCCGGUGUGUUGAACAAGACGAUUGCAUUAGCGGCGGUGGCCAGCAUUAGUCAGCUGAUGGAUGCUGCUCAAAGCCAAUACUCUGAAGACUCAUACGCAGCUGUUGAGAAUCUUACUGUGUCUUUGGAGGAAUUUGCUUUGCGCAUGAGUAUGAAUGAUACAAUGUCUGGUAAACUGGUGCAGCCAAACCUGGCAAUAAGUUUUAUUAAAGUGCCGAUGGGGACACCACAAAUAGAAUACUACUCACUGACAGGACCUUCAGAGCCCUUUAGCCCCGACAAAAUAGGUCUGGGUGCAGAGGCUUUAACUGCAUCCUCUUCAGGACAUCCUGCUGAGAUCCAUUUAACUCUCAACCUGCAAAAAGAUGUUCAGAAAAACUGGGAGAACCAUAGUGUAGGUAUUGGAGUGGUGCUGUAUGAAAAUGAUAACUUUUUUAAGGCGAAAAGCUUUACCACGCAAAUAGGCACCAAGAGAAGGGUGGUCUCCGCCAGCCUCACGGACAAAAAAAUGCUUGAUCACGUAAAACUCAUGAUCACGUCCAAGGUAAAUGUUUAA